Molecule: messenger RNA, 2931 nt
Organism: Paramisgurnus dabryanus
Lineage: Eukaryota; Metazoa; Chordata; Actinopteri; Cypriniformes; Cobitidae
Source: RefSeq, a predicted model, not a curated record
CAGCGGUGAGUCUCAAUUUCACAACUGUGACAUUCUUAUAGAAGAAAAUGCAAAUAAACCUACAGACAACAUGAAGUAGAAAUGUGCUUUUAUUGUGCUUUGACAUGAACUGGCUAUUCUUUAUUUAAAGAGAAGCUGCAUUUGAAGAGAAACUUGAGCGCGCACCAGCAGUAUCAUCAUAAAUAUUAAUGUAACUUUUCCGGCUUUAGAAUCGGUCAAAUGUAAAGAGAAAGGACGAUAAGAGGCUGUCCGGUUACCGGACUCCCCUCCUUUGAGGUGUGGUCUAUUUCCAGAAGCGCUCAAAACAAGGCGGCGAGCGAUGCCGAGCCCGAAGAUAUUAUUCAGCGGAGCAGCGCGUUAUCGGCCUGGUCUACCGGGCAUGAGCAGUUUAGCGGAGCGCGCUCUGUCAGAGAUCAACAUCCACCUGCAGUGAGUGGGUCCCUGUGUUAAACCACAGCUGACAAUGGGUGCUGUGAAAGGUGAGGGUGCUUUAGAUGGUGGAUGGGGGUGGAUGAUCGUUUGGGUCUCUUUCAUGGCCCAGUUGUUGUCUUUUGGAUCCCCUCAGUCGGUUGGGGUGCUCUACCCUGAGUGGCUCAUUGCCUUUCAAGAAGGGAAAGGCAUGACAGCUUGGGUCGGAUCCAUGGUGUCUGGGGUGUCACUCAUCACCAGUCCAGUGUGCAGUGCCUGUGUGGAUAAUUUUGGUGCCCGUCCAGUAACAGUCUUCAGUGGUGUAAUGGUGGCCGGGGGUCUGAUGCUGAGCGCAUUUGCUCCAAAUGUCUCUUUCCUCAUCUUUUCCUACGGCAUUGUUGUCGGUAUGGGCUGUGGACUGGCCUACGCUGCCACGUUGACCAUAACCUGCCAGUAUUUUGACAAGAGGCGUGGCCUAGCUUUGGGCAUCGUCACCACAGGUACGAGUGUGGGCGGCUUCAUUUAUGCCUCACUUCAGAAUGAACUCAUUGAAUUGUUUGGAUUGGAAGGCUGCCUGCUUAUCGUUGGAGCGCUGGCACUCAACCUGAUGGCAUGCGCUGGCCCAAUGCGAUCUUUGAACUUACCUGGUUAUUAUCUGAAACAAAGGGCUGCUCUACAGCAAACAGAGGAACCACUCUACACCAAACCUACUGCCGUUAUCAUUGAGUCGGAUGAUAAUCCGAUCAAAAGCACUCCCGGCUCGGCUGAUAACACAACAGCCAUAAAACUGUUGAUAACCAAGGAACCUAAAGAGCUGCAAGCCAGUGAAGAGGAAAGGAGGGGUAAAGUGUUGUCCUGUUCUAUAGUUGCACAAGCAAUUAAAAAGUGGAUGCGGCCUUAUGGAGAGUACCUGUGCAUGGCCUUAGAGCUCCUACAGGACCGCGUUUUCGUGGCUUUCUGCAUCACCUUGUUCCUGUUCAGCUUAGGGGCGUUUCCACCCGUGCUCUUCAUGGAAGACGUAGCACAGACCGAGGGCCUUAUUGAUGGUAUUGCACUUAUACCCCUUGUCUCCAUUGUUUCCAUAACAACGGGCAUCGGUAAGCUGGUACUGGGCGUUAUGGCAGACAUGCCAGGGGUGAACAGUUUGUUCCUGUAUGCCCUCACGGUGAUGGGCUCAGGUGUGUCUCUGCUGCUCAUCCCACAGACUAAGAGCUACAUUGGAUUGCAAGUGCUGUCGGCCUUUGUGGGAUUUUUCUCAGGGAACUGGUCUCUCACAUCCUACAUUACUACUAAAAUCGUGGGCAUGGAGCGACUCAGUCAGGCUCAUGGCAUUCUCAUGUGUUUUGGAGGGUUUGGAAUGAUGCUCGGACCACCUGUUGUAGGUUGGUUCUUUGACUGGACUCAGUCAUACGAGCUGGCGUUCUACUUCAGCGGGACUUGUGUUGUUGUGUCUGGUUUGUUUUUGUUUUUUGCCACCCUGCCUUGCUGGAACAAAAUGAGGGAGGAGAAAAAAUCACCUGCUAAGGAGGACAUCAACAACUCACAGCAACGUCACUCUUUUCAAUGUGACAGAGUGGCUUCUGUGGCUUGAACCGCAUUUCUUGAAAACUGACCUGGGCCUUAACAUUUUGAGGAACAUCUUCUGGCUUCUUCUUAUAUUUCGUGGAUUUACAGUUUGCCAGGGAACUUUUAACAGUCCCAAACUUUUAUACUUGUUCCACAAACCCUGUCAUUUUAUUGAGAGGGUACACUACAUUAAUUUUGUGUAGAUGCCUAUAAAGCCUGCCUCAUUUUUGAGGCUUAUAUGCAGUACUUUUAGCAGAAAUUGUUUUAUAUUAGUAUAUUUCUAGAUUGUUUACUGACACUGAUGCUGUUUAGUCCUUGUUGACUUACUAUAUAUUAAGUAAGUGUGUUACUUUACUCUCUGAGAUCUCUGACGUACAUAUACAUCGCGAGCUUGUGACAACGCACAAUGGCUUCCCUUUAUGAGAAAAAGUGCGGAAGAAUCCUCUAUGGACUUGCCUUGAAAAAAUCCAGAUCCAAAGAUUUCCUUUUUUUUCUGGGAAUGGUGAGGACUUAAAGCAAGGAUGAAAUGCACUUGAAUGAGAACUUUUUCUCAUUUAUCACGUCAAAAUGAAUAGAAAUCUUUUUUCUAUGUUCUUAGCCAAUUUUGUUUACUUGUUAAAUGCCUUUGAAACAUACAUAUUAGUUGCAUUUAUAUAUUUGAUAAACACUAGUUAAAACUAUGGCAACCCAGUCAGCAGCUUUUCAGUACGGAUCAGGCCCGGAGUUGUCUGCUGUAUGGAAAACCUUAUCAUGUUAGUCAUUUAAACACAGUAAUUAUUUGAUGCAAGAAUAUGAUGACGACUGCAAUAUAUUGUGUGUAUGAGUGUGUGUGUGUGCGUGUGUGCAUAAGAUAAUCCACAAUCUUUUAGUUUUUCAACAGGCAGGUCCCUGACAACACUAUAUCUUUUGGUACUGUAUAUUUGAAAUGUCAGUGUUAUUAUUUCAUGUUAGUAUAAA